AUGACGGCGAAUCCCUCGCUUCAUGCCGAACGCAGGCAGUUGAUCUGGCACCGCGUCUACAAAGAACUGCUCAAGCACGCGAAGCCAGAUUCUCGCUUCCACAACGACUUCCUCUCGUUUACCCCCGAUUUCCGCGGUUCGUCAUAUGCCGUUGACCGCCUGGUCCAAUUGCCAUGUUAUCAAGCAGCUACCACUAUCCUGGCCACGCCGGAUGGAAGCCUGGAAGAGCUGAGGUACCGAGCACUCAAGGACGGGAAGAAGGUGCUCGUAGGGACGUAUAGGCUACGCAGAGGAUUUGUGCUGCUUAGCCCGCUGAGAAUCGGAGAGGCAGACCUACAAGCGGCGAGCUGGUUAGACGGCAUGGAGAGACCUGGAAUCGGACGCCAUCUGUCUCUCGCGCAGCUACAGGAAGAAGGCAUCAAGGUGGAUCUCUGCGUCCUUGGUGGUCUUGCUUUCAACACGCAGGGUGUAGUGGUCUGGGAGGGCCAAGGGCUUUUCGAAGUACAAUGGGCGCUUCUGCACGAUAUAAAAGUCAUACAGGAGCAGGUACCCGUUGUCGCCAUCGCACACUCGUGCCAGGUUGUCGACGAGGCUGAUUUAGGCCUCGAGCGAUUCAAGCCCGAGAAGGCUGCCGAAGUGCAGUGCGACUAUAUUGCUACGCCUGAGAAGGUCUUUGAGAUACAAGAAGCGGUAAAGCCAUCUUCAGGCGUCGACUUUGACGCCGUGGACUCGAAGGCGUUGGAGCUUAUUCCGCCGUUACAGGAACUGAAGGGCAUACGCAUGAUGGAGUCCAUCAUGAAGGAUGGCGGUUUCAACCAGGAGAAGAAAGAGGAACAGGGCCCCACUGCAGAAGAGCGGACGGGCAUAGAUAUGAUGGAGAAGAUCAUGAGAGGAUUCAAAGUAGCGCAAUAG
Molecule: messenger RNA, 912 nt
Organism: Didymosphaeria variabile
Lineage: Eukaryota; Fungi; Ascomycota; Dothideomycetes; Pleosporales; Didymosphaeriaceae
Exons: 1
Coding region: 1-912 (303 amino acids)
Cellular component (GO): cytoplasm
Source: RefSeq, a predicted model, not a curated record